UCUGUGCGACGUCAAUAGCAAUUAGCCUAUAUACGGUUGUCUAAAUUAGGCUUGCUGGAAAAUUACAAAUAAGAUGAAUAGCAUACUGCUUAAUAGCAUAUUGCAAUAUUUUGUGCGCGAACUCAUGACAACGAAACAUUAAAAACUUUCCAUUCUCAAAAUUUUAAUUUUAACGUUUGGCAGCUAGACUAGCUAGCCCUACCUAGACCAGUCAAAUUACUCACUAUCAACGCAAUAAAUUAGUCUGUCUCGCUAAUGUUAAUGUUAUCUGAAGAGAAACACGUUUUCGACUUCACUGCAUGUAAUGUUAGCUACCCACGAACUUCAGCGAUACAGUAAGCAAGCUAAAGAAGGGACCUGUGAAUUAGAACGGUCCAUAAGUCUGUAUCACAAUGCCCAAAAAGAAGGAGAAGGUGGAGAAGGUUCCGGAGGCAGAGGCUGUGCUGGAUCCUGAGGCAGAGCCACCUCCACCCCCAACAGAGACAGAGAGAGAGCUCCAGCUGCGGAGAGAGUAUGAGGAGCUGACAGACACCCUGAACGACCUGAAGAGAAGAGUGGAGCAACUACGCUGUGAGAACGACCUGCUCCAGAGCGAGGCUGAUAAAAUGCAUGUGGACAGCAGGGAGUACACGGCGUACGUUUCCAGCCGGACCCAGAAGCGCCAGAGCGCCAUCUCCACACUGGACGAGCAGAACCAGCUGGAGCUGCGGACGCUCCGCGACCAGAGGGAGCAGGAAGAGGAGAAACACUCGCAACAGGCUAACGACCUGAAGAGGCAGCUUCUGGAGAGGGAAAGUGAGCUGGUUUUGCUAAAGAGCGAGAUUGAUGAGAUUGGUGAGAUCAAGAAGCUGCAGAGGCAGCAGCUGGCUCGUAUAGCAGAGCUGCAGAGGGAGAUGGACGUGACCAACAGUCAGUACACAGGGUCCAUCCAGGCGCUCAGGGCACAGUUCUUCGCUGAGAAGCAGAAGUACGAGGCUCAGGCACGGGAGAAGGUCCACACCCUCGCCCUCGCAGCCAAUAAGGAGGCCACGCAGUGCCUGAUCUCGCACACGCAGCAGGUGUCACAGGAGAACCAGUGGCUGCGUAAGGAGCUGCAGCAGCUGAUCCAGCGGGCACAGGUGCUGCACGACCACCAGGAGCAGCUGCAGGCGCAGCGUCAGCAGCUGCUGCUGGAGCUGGACUACAUGCAGGACCUGCGGCAGCUGCGGCCCGCUCACACCGCGGAGGAGCGCUGCCAGCAGGAGGCCGCGUGCUCCCAGAGGGAGGCGCAGGACCCCUUCUCCCGCCCCGACCCCCUGGCAUUCGCCCGCAACCUCACCGCCAUUACACAGGGAGCAGAGCAGUAACCCAUUACAGCAUCACCGCCAUUACACAGGGAGCAGAGCAGUAACCCAUUACAGCAUCACCACCAUUACACAGGGAGCAGAGCAGUAACCCAUUACAGCAUCACCGCCAUUACACAGGGAGCAGAGCAGUAACCCAUUACAGCAUCACCACCAUUACACAGGGAGCAGAGCAGUAACCCAUUACAGCAUCACCACCAUUACACAACCCACACACACAACCUUCCCGCCAUUACACCUGUGCAGGAGCCGGAUAGCACAAGCAGUGGGCGGAGCUAAAUCCCAUCAGCAACUUCAAUUUACAGACAGUCAAAGGCUGACAAAUAAAACUUGUUUUGGUUUAACAAUUAA
Messenger RNA from Anguilla anguilla (European eel), 1694 nucleotides. RefSeq names its product coiled-coil domain containing 166 (gene ccdc166). Bases 393 to 1346 code for a protein of 317 amino acids. NCBI's taxonomy places the organism in Eukaryota, Metazoa, Chordata, Actinopteri, Anguilliformes, Anguillidae. The record is from RefSeq and is a predicted model, not a curated record. The transcript has 8 exons.